Messenger RNA from Thermothielavioides terrestris NRRL 8126, 693 nucleotides. RefSeq lists its product as uncharacterized. The transcript is spliced from 4 exons. Bases 1 to 693 code for a protein of 230 amino acids. NCBI's taxonomy places the organism in Eukaryota, Fungi, Ascomycota, Sordariomycetes, Sordariales, Chaetomiaceae. The record is from RefSeq and is a predicted model, not a curated record.
AUGUCGUACAUUCCCAAGGCCGUCCUCCUGAACUUCUUCCCCCGCGCGGGCUUUCGCUGGCGGCGCGGCCAAGGCUCGCCGCGGAUUCUCCGCUCCGGCCGGCGCGACGAUGUCGUCCGCCGCGCCGUCAGGGAGCUGUUGGGCGGCGGCGACAUGGACAAGCGGUCCGUCCAGGACCUCGUGGUCACCGCCCUGGUGGCGGUGACCACCGCCAUCAACGACCCCUCGGCUGGGAUCCGCCCCAGCGAGGGCAUCAUCGACUUUUUGGAGCGGUCGGCCCAGCUCUCGGCGCUGGGACAGGCUCUCCCAGAGGAUAUCUGGGUCGAACUCGUCUACCAGAUCGCGGAUGCGCGCGCCAGGUACAAGCGGCACACGAGUGCCGCCGAGCAAGAGGGCGACCGCGACCAGUUGACGGCACUGGCGCAUGCCAUCGACGACCUCGUCCGCGCGGCUGGCAAGAAGUGGGACUGGUCGUCGCUCGAAUUUUACGCCUACCCACACCUGAUGGGUGAGGACGACCUCGACUACGAGGUCGACGAGGAAGAAGACGACGACGACGACGACGCCGCCUCCGCCAACAAGAAGCCGGAGGAAGACGAGUCCAUGGAGGACUCCGCCGGCGAAGAGCUGCCCCGCCGCAUGGAGCAGCUCGACAUCCAAGAUGUGGAUGGGGAUGUGGAGAUGGGCAUGUAG